Messenger RNA from Ogataea philodendri, 1953 nucleotides. RefSeq lists its product as uncharacterized. Gene Ontology annotation, molecular function: histone H3T3 kinase activity. Gene Ontology annotation, cellular component: nucleus; cytoplasm. Lineage: Eukaryota; Fungi; Ascomycota; Pichiomycetes; Pichiales; Pichiaceae. Bases 1 to 1953 code for a protein of 650 amino acids. The transcript has a single exon. The record is from RefSeq and is a predicted model, not a curated record. Gene Ontology annotation, biological process: mitotic cell cycle; intracellular signal transduction.
AUGUUAGCCUCCAAUAAAAGACAUGGCAUGGUGCUUUCGGGCUCGAUGGGCCAGGUGGGGCCUAUUGGACCAUCCAGCUCAACAGUCUCGUUAUCUUCGGGAACAUCAAAUACGGGUGCCAAUUCGAUCAAGUCGCAAAAGAGAAUGAGCAGAUUGUCCACUCGGUCGGGAUCUUUGUCGCUGAAUGAGCUGUUGCAGGAAAAUCGGUCCUUUGAGGUGUACCAAGACAACCGUGGUGAUACCCUUAGUCGUCUUAGAGGAGCUCCGGUCGCAGAAAAGAAAAAAGCCCUGGCAGAAUCCAAAAUAAACAAGAUACCUGAACGCGAGGAGAAGAAAAGUCAUCGUCUCUCCACUUUGUCGCUGGCCAGCAUCUCGUCGGUUUCGACGAGAUCCACAGGAUCCAGUCUCAAGUCCAUCGCACACAAAAUUGCAGGUGCUGUCAAGAGCGAGGACAAAGAACAAAACGAAAACGCAGAAAACGAGGUUGUUCCUGAAUUGGAGCCAGAGGACCAGUCCGCCUCACCAGAACUGAAAAAGAAAUCCUCCUUUUUUAGAUUAAGACAUUCCAUCUCGCUCAGAUCGCUGGCUUCUCGAGAUGAGCCAACUCUGUCGUCUGCUCCUUCAUCUCGCAAACUCAACCUCAACAAUUUGAGAAAAUCCUUCAUUGGAGGCUCUUCCAACAGCUCAAGAGCAUCUGUGGACAUUUCGCUUCCAGUUCCGAACCAAACAUCCAGGGACAAAAUCAAAAACAAACUUAGAAACUCUUCGUCUUUGCUAUCUAUAUCCUCGUUCAUGUCCACAGGAAGCACCCGUGUGGCCUCUGAUAGCAAGGAAGUAUACACUGUCCGUGCCAACGAGCACGAUUCGUUGCAGCAACAGCUGCUGUUGAAACUCUGCAACCAGCAAAGAGUUGUUUCUUUCAACACAUUUAUGCGCAAGAUGCGCUCCAAGGACAAGACUUUGGAAAAACUCGCCGAUGCUUCGUCCAGUGAGGUGUUUUUGGAGAAAGACGCAUAUACUGGAGCUCCAUUGACGGUCUGGAAGAUCUGUUCUUUUGGAGACGAGGACAAUAACCAGCCAACUUUGAAAGAGCUGAUUCAGGAACAGAGCAUUACAAUGGCCAUGUCUACUGUUCCAGGGUACAUCAAAAUGAAGUCUGCAACUGUUGUUCGUGGACCAAUGCCAGCAGAAUUGGUGCAAUUGUGGGACGACUACAACAUGCAACACGGUUGUGAAAGUUCCCGUCCUGACGAGUAUCCGAAGACUCAAUUGCACCUGAUUUUCAGACUCGAGUACGGAGGCUUGGACUUGGAACAUUUUGAGGUGAAGAACUGGACACAGGCCAUGGAUAUUUUUGUUCAAUUGGUGGAGAUCUUGAAGAAAGGUCAAGAGUCUCACGAAUUUGAACAUAGAGACCUGCACUGGGGAAACAUCGUGAUCAAAGAGCGGGACGCUCACGCCAGAUCGAGCAAGUCGCAGUCUGCCGCGGACUCUCUUGCGCAACUGUCUCUUGACGAGUCGAGUUCGGUCGAGGUGAAACUAAUUGAUUACACUCUUUCGAGAGCCAAGAUCGGAUCUCAAACCAUGUUCACUGGACUUGACUCUCCACAGUUUUUCGGAGCUAAAGGCGAUUACCGGUUCGAAGUGUACCGGAUGAUGCGCCAGAUGCUUGCACGGGACAAGGACACCGACGUUGAUUGGUCUGCACAAUGCUCAGGAAUCAAUCUAUUGUGGCUGCACUACGUGGUUGACAAGUUAGUGAACCACAAGAAACUGAAACCAUUAAGAUUGAACCCGUUGACCAGGUCCACAAGCUAUUUGAACAUGAACGACUUGACGCAGGAGGUCGAGAACUACGAGCGAUUGGUUCGCCUACGUAAGUUUUUGGACCCGGCGCGCAAGAAGCGCAAGUUUGUGUCGCUUGAUGGAAUUUUGGAUUGGGUCAAACGUUGA